GGUACUUCGACCUUGACCCUCUUGAUCCGUGAAAUAUCAAUGAAAUGGUGUGUCACUAUAUGGACUGCCGGUCUAAGAAGCAGCUGAUAAACCGCUACCACUGGUCCCUGUAUCCGAACAUGCAGCGGGGCCGCUGGUCAGCGCAGGAAGAUGUCAUGCUGCUUGUCGCUGUGAAGCUGUACGGGGACGUUAGCUGGUCCAAGGUGGCAAGCAUGGUGCCAGGUCGUACACACAGGCCAGUGCAGGGAUCGCUACAUGGACAACUUUGCCCAGCAGUUUGUCUUGGGGCCGUUCACUUCGGAUGAGGACUGCACGCUGCUGCAGCUGGUGCAGAAGUACGGAGCUGGCCACUGGGCCAUGGUGAGAUCGUUCAUCAGUUUGCUACGCUUGCAGGGGAGCUGGCGAAUCCGUGUAAAAAUUGUUGCAAUCAAGGCGGCACGGGACAUGCCCUGGCGUGCAUCCAACACGCUGCUGAUGCGCUACCGGCGACUGUACGAGACCCUGCGCACCAAAGAGCCCACAGUGGCUGACGUGGAGCGCUCCCUGGCGGUACCCGUGGCUCCCAUGACUGCGGUGCGAUGUGCCCGUCUGACAGGAAUGGACAAGCGCAUGGACCUGUACCGGCGCAUCAGACGCCUCCUCAACACAGAUGUCAUGAAGCGUGCCGCCCUUUCGCUGGUCAAGAACUGGAACGAGAAUGUGAGCCGGGAGACGUGCAUGAGGCUGUACCGCAAGAUGCUGCAGUUUCAGCAGGGCACUCGCCCACCGAAAAACUCUCAGAUGCAAGGCCGUUCCCUGACCAAGGUCAUUGCCAAGUACGCGCAGCCCCUGCAUCAACCCAUGCUGCCCAGCCUGGCUGCCUGCGAGCACCAGGAGUGGCAAGCUGUGGCCAAUGUGCUGCACGACCUCCACGGCUUGUCGAGACCACCUCCGAACCCAGAAGUUGAGGAAGUGGGCACCGUGCCCAUCUUUGAAAAGUUCUUCUCUAAGGAGGUGCUUGGCGUGCCAGAUGCAUUCGAGACCAAAGAAGGCUGCCUCGUGCUUCCGCUGCUGCCGCCCAACGAGACAACGGUGGCUACCUACGGGAGGCUGUUGGAUCGCUUUGACAGCGGUAGCAUUUUGGAAUCGUUGCUUGUGGGCAACAAGAAGUUUCCCGAGCUCUCCGCAGCUUUCGACACCGACAGCGCCGAGUACAUUUGCUGCACCGAGUGCGUGUCGCGAAGCCUCCUGGAGUUCUCGUCCGUCGCCACCGGCGCUCCGGUGCCCUGCGGUCGGUGCAAGGAUGUGCGGGCCAUGCGAAAAAGUUACGAUGUUCUGCAGGCACGCGUCAUCUCGUACUUUUUCUGGCCCGCUGUCUUGGACUCCAUGAACGUAGCCGAGACCGUGGAGCUCCCUGCGGAGCCAGCGAAGAAGCGCGCCAAGAUCUAUCGCAGGAAGGCAAAACUAAAGAAACCCUGGGUGAAGGCGAAGUGGAUGCAGCGCAAACAAGCGGCUGCUGAGGCGGCGGCGGCGGCGGGUGCGACAGCACAGCAAGUCGAUGCUCCAGGAGAGGACGGCAGCGCUGGACCCUCUCGCACUUGAGUGUACCUGCUAAUUGUUUCAAACACGGAAACAUUAUGUUGAGUUCGUUCGUGGCUGUGUCAUGAAAAGAGACCGGAUAUUAGGCAAAUGGAUAUUUCGUUUUUUGCGUUCCUAUCGUGCCAUUUUGACAUAUGAGCAUGAAUCUGAGAGCUUUUGUAGUGUUUUGGUGCCCAUAAAGGCCUAGUUUUGAAUGUUUGCGCCCAAAUUUUUAGAUAAGUGCCUAGAAAUGCCUAUUUGUAAAAUUGGUGCCUUUAUGAACGCUGUUUAAUUUUCAUAUUUAGCUUUUGGGUACAACUGGAGACAGUUAUUCAUGUUCCCAGGCAAAAUUGAGCUUUUGGAACACUGUGGGGUGCAACCAAUACUCCCAUCUCAAAAGUUCUUUUCAGCACUGUCAUAGCUAAAAGGCUUCUUAGCCAAUGGAAAGGCCGAUUAGCCUCUGCACAUGUAUUCAUUCGCGCCGCGUCGUCUGCUCGAUAUCUCGGCGCUUACUCGCAUGCGUAUGGAACGGGAGGUGCUUCUGUGCAGCCGCAGGACAAUGAAUAACAAAUGCGAAAACGUGGAGUGUGAUAAGGGAAAGAAGAGUGUAGAUAAAAAAAGUCCACGUGGUUUUUGUUUUGUUUGUCAUUUACUUAGCGGCGCUUCACUAGGUCGCAUAAGAAUUUUUACGUACACUUGAAGUUGUUGCAUGUCCGAUGAAAAGCUUUGCAGCACUAUAAUCUAUAUAAUAUCUUGAUUGGUUCACUACAAGCCUCGAAAGCAAGAUGUGAGGAGGUGAGCUUAAAACUUUUGCCUCUCGUACGCUGUGGAUUUCGCUAGCCAAAUGGCUCCCCUGCCCUCUUCGGUAUCGUAGCAUCUCUGAGCCAGAAGGCCACACGACGCAGACAUAUCAACACGUCAUGCGCAGGCAAGCACAGAUCGUGCACGCAAUCUAUGUUGUCAUUUCGACAUUCUCUGUAUUGUACUGCAUGUUUCUAUUGGAUGGAACUAUCUAUGCGCGCACGUUUGGAGAGGCUGCCAGGAUCCUGUACCUUCACGGCGAUACACAGCGUCGCACCACUAGAACUGCUAUAAGGGAUGAUGCACCAAAAACAUGCCAAGCAUUGUGAAUGCUGGCACCGGCACUAUGCGAGAAUGGUGAGAACUCCAACGCAAAGGAACUUGCUCGAUACGAAGUUACAAAUAAUAGUGUGCGUUGAUUCCGUUUGUAUGCUUUAAAGUAUUUCUGCCAACAUUCAUACUUCUAGGCAGGCAGCAGUGUAUACACAAAUUACUCACGUCGCCUUGAAUAAUUCUCGGUGUCACGUACUACUUAGACGUGCUUGUAUGCGUCACCUCCCCCAUGUUGGGGCUGCGCCCGGGAGAUGAUGGUCAAGCAGCGUUGAAUCUGACAUUUCACCUUUUCUGGGGCGUGUAGCAUUUGCAAAUCUUGGCGGAUGAGACUGGGAGCGCCCAUUGCAUGCAUUCCUCUUGCCUGCUCGAAGCUCUCAAACCUGGUUGAGGGCCCUUUAAGGUGUUCACAGACAGAAGAGAAAUUAACUCUGUGCAGUUAAACCAAGUUAAUACGAGGCAAAAUGGCCUUUCUGUCCUAUUGGCGCUCUGGCUAUUUGCUCCUGUGUUGCCCUUCUCAGCCAUGCCGAAAAGAAAGACCCAGGAGCGUGUUUAUUCGACGGUUGAUACUCAACUUGCCAUGCUAGACUAGAAAAAGGGAGACCAUAUUUUUCGAACUCUGUGGGAAAAACAUUGCACGGCUAUGCUAAGCUAUUGGCACCAUUGUACCGUCACAAACUAAAAUAUUUAUGUUUGCUUUUUUGUUGUAGACACAGAUCCCGCACCUAUUUCUUCAAAAAUAUGAAUUGUGUCGAAAUUCAUUGCGCCUAUAUUUAUGAUUUCAGAGACCUAAAAGAAUGUUUUACCCGCCUAUUUAUGGCGCCUGAAAUCUAGUUCUUUAGUGCCUAUGAUUCCGGCUUCUAGUAAUGAGACAGUCAUAGUUACUGGUUGAAUGUGAUAUUGUUUGAAGCCCGGGAAGUUUUUUCCGUGAUUGUUUAGUGUAAUUACGGUUGAUUCAUACAUUUGUUCAUCACUCUUCAUGCAGUGUUCCUCCAAAUAAAUUAUUCUUCUUGGUGUUACAGUGUGAAUUGAGCGUUAUUCCCUCUGCGCAUUGUUGUAAAGCCUGCCAAUCGCCAAUAGCAGCACUUCCCGCUGCCAGGAGUGUUUAGUGUGUCGAAUGGUUACGCCCCGUACAAUGGCUGGGAAGACUGGAAAUCCGGGACAGGAAAGAGCGCCACGUGUCUUUUGUUGAUGCAAUAUGUCAAGUAUCACGUGCGGCAGAUCGUAGACGCUAAAGUUGAAAUUUGUGAAGGAGGCAUCGCAUAAGAAGUGCAAUAAUGACACGGGGGAUGAAAUAUUUAGGAUGUGAAACUCCCAUCGGAUCGGGCGCACGCAGGUGUCCAAAUAAUGUCACAUAGAAUAUAUAAGUAACAUGAUCAGACGGAGACAUUCCCGUUGACGGCGCAAAGUCGCAACCACGACACAUGCAACUUUUUGUUAAAUUUUGCCAGUAUUCUUUCAUUUCUUGUGAGUCAAAUUCUUCUGUUUUCUUAGAUGCUCAAGAUCAAAAUAAUACAGAAGUUUCAAAUAAAUUGACCUGAAAUUGCA
This is a messenger RNA of Rhipicephalus microplus (southern cattle tick), 4236 nucleotides long. RefSeq lists its product as uncharacterized. Gene Ontology annotation, molecular function: RNA polymerase III type 3 promoter sequence-specific DNA binding; RNA polymerase II cis-regulatory region sequence-specific DNA binding. The record is from RefSeq and is a predicted model, not a curated record. Gene Ontology annotation, biological process: snRNA transcription by RNA polymerase III; snRNA transcription by RNA polymerase II. NCBI's taxonomy places the organism in Eukaryota, Metazoa, Arthropoda, Arachnida, Ixodida, Ixodidae. Gene Ontology annotation, cellular component: snRNA-activating protein complex.